CUUAAACAUACUCAAUCUUUGAAACACCCAUCCUAGAAAAAGAAAAGAAAAAAAAGAGACAACGAUGGCAUCAAAGAACUCAACCUCUCUUUCUCUUUUCUUCGCCCUCAACAUCCUAUUUUUCACCUUAACCGCUGCAACUGAUUGUGGUUGCAACCCAAGUCCUAAACCCAAGCCUGUCCCAAGUCCUAAGCCCAAGCCGGUCCCAAGUCCUAAACCCAAGCCAGUCCCAAGUCCUUCCGUCCCAAGUCCUUCGGUUCCAAGUCCUUCGGUCCCAAGUCCAAACCCUAGGCCGGUCACGCCUCCGAGCACUGGUUCAUCUGGAAACUGCCCUAUAGAUGCUCUCAAGCUUGGUGUAUGUGGAAAUGUCCUAAGCAGAUUACUCAACAUCCAGUUGGGUCAGCCAUCAGCUCAACAAUGUUGCUCGCUCAUCCAAGGUUUGGUUGACGUCGAUGCUGCGGUUUGUCUCUGCACUGCUCUUAGGGCUAACAUUCUGGGAAUCAACCUUAACGUUCCUAUAUCUCUCAGCGUUCUUCUCAACGCCUGUAACAGAAAGCUUCCGUCUGGUUUCCAAUGUGCUUGAAUGAUAUGAGCAUACAAAGCGUACGUGCGCAUUAUUAUAGUUUGAAUAAAUGGGUGUAAGCUACAGUUUGCGUUUAAACUUUUAUUUGUAAUAGUGAAAUAAUAAAUGUACGUGUGAGGGUUUUAUUGUUUUUUGUUUUUUCUGUUUUUGUAAACGUUCCCGUCUUCCUGGCGUCUUUGCUUUAUAGUAGCAAGUUAUAUCUAUUUUCAACACGUAUAAUGAAAGAGAUUUUGUGCAACGUCUCA
Molecule: messenger RNA, 828 nt
Organism: Camelina sativa (false flax)
Lineage: Eukaryota; Viridiplantae; Streptophyta; Magnoliopsida; Brassicales; Brassicaceae
Product: lipid transfer protein EARLI 1
Source: RefSeq, a predicted model, not a curated record